Molecule: messenger RNA, 507 nt
Organism: Paramisgurnus dabryanus
Lineage: Eukaryota; Metazoa; Chordata; Actinopteri; Cypriniformes; Cobitidae
Gene: sdhaf4
Product: succinate dehydrogenase complex assembly factor 4
Biological process (GO): mitochondrial respiratory chain complex II assembly
Cellular component (GO): mitochondrion
Source: RefSeq, a predicted model, not a curated record
GCGCGAAACGUCAUUUUUCAUCGUCGGAGUAUUACAGUUUUGUAACUUGCAACCAUCGAUUACAACAGGCAAAUUAAUCAAAACAAAAGUGUCACUCAAAAUGUCUAUUUUACGCAUUUGCUGUACUACAGCUAGAUGUUUUGUAAACCGGGGAUUGUUUUUGGAGUCGACUAUAUUAGAAUGUCAAAGAGCAGCAGGAUAUGGAUCUGGUGAGGUGAACAAAGAUAAAGAACCUCUAAAGAAAGCGAAAACACCGCAAGGACGAUUUGACAUGGACGAAAAUGAGUCAAACUUUAAAGACGUUCUUGAAAGAUUUCCAGAUGAUGUGAAUCCAGAAACCAAAGAGAAAGGUGGUCCCAAAGGCCCAGAACCCACACGAUAUGGGGACUGGGAGAGGAAGGGUCGUUGUAUUGAUUUUUAGAUCACUGUAAAAAAUCCAAAGUUUUUCAUUUGAUCACUUAAAUGGACACCUGUUAAUCACUGUUUUGUAUAAACAAAAUAGAGAAA